This is a messenger RNA of Astyanax mexicanus (Mexican tetra), 1296 nucleotides long. RefSeq names its product myosin, light chain 12, genome duplicate 1 (gene myl12.1). The transcript is spliced from 4 exons. Gene Ontology annotation, molecular function: calcium ion binding. Gene Ontology annotation, cellular component: cytoplasm. The record is from RefSeq and is a predicted model, not a curated record. Bases 135 to 653 code for a protein of 172 amino acids. NCBI's taxonomy places the organism in Eukaryota, Metazoa, Chordata, Actinopteri, Characiformes, Acestrorhamphidae.
ACAGUUAGUCCGGUCUGGUCAGCCUGAGCGGAACCCAGCGCGGGGAGGUUAUGAGGAAGUUUGGGCGGUGGUUGAACUGAGCUCAUCAGGCCGUUUGUUCGUCGGGUGUCGGGUAAAAACACAACAGAGCCAACAUGUCAAGCAAACGUGCAAAGGGAAAGACCACCAAGAAGCGCCCUCAGCGCGCAACUUCCAAUGUCUUCGCUAUGUUUGACCAGUCACAGAUCCAGGAGUUUAAGGAGGCCUUUAACAUGAUUGAUCAGAAUCGUGAUGGAUUUGUAGACAAGGAAGAUCUGCACGACAUGCUGGCGUCUCUGGGCAAGAACCCGACAGAUGACUAUUUAGAGGCGAUGAUGACUGAAGCUCCAGGGCCCAUUAACUUCACAAUGUUCCUCACCAUGUUUGGAGAGAAGCUGAACGGCACUGACCCAGAGGAUGUGAUCCGCAACGCCUUUGCCUGCUUUGAUGAGGAAGGCACUGGUUUCAUUCAGGAAGACUACCUGCGAGAGCUUCUGACCACGAUGGGAGACCGAUUUACAGACGAGGAAGUGGAUGAGCUCUUCAGGGAGGCGCCCAUUGACAAAAAGAGCAACUUCAACUAUGUGGAGUUCACACGUAUCCUCAAACAUGGAGCCAAAGACAAGGACGAUUAAACCUAGAAAACCUCCAUGCAUUGCCAGCCCUUCCUCUUAAUCCCCCUUCUCCACUAGUGGAACCUUGUCUAAUGCUUCUGGAGCCCUUCUGAAACGCUGCCAACAACACUGCUGUGUGUUUGCGUGUUCGAGUUAAAGUUACACUCUCUGGGAAAAGGGGACUAGGCCUUCACAGAUCACUGAUUAUGUCGGGAUGAAUUAUAUCUUUUUGUUGAAAUUGUAUCAUACUAAACAGGUCAAGUAAGAGUUAAGCGUCAUGCACGGUUAUGCUGGUGGUGUAUAUGUGUAUGUGUGGUUGGCUUCAACCCCAUUCACUCUGAACUCACGUUGGUUGUUGGGUAGGUUGUACCUGGGGAAAUGGUGAAGGUUUUUUUUGUGCAUGAUUAAUCAAGAGGUUUGGAUUAUAUUUAGUUUCUAGAUUUUGUUCCCUGUAUUGAGUGUACCUUUAAUUUGACCUGACAGACACACAUGCACUUACCAGUUUCAGACCUCUAAAAGCUCCAGUUUCUCAGUGCUUAAAACUGUUUAAAUGUGAAGCAGUCUGUGAGAUGCUACGAGCACCUUUGCUGUCAUGGUCUGAUCUAGCGGAAUUUUUACAUUUUAUAAUAAAUAUGAACUUUUUGAAUAAAUUACUCAAACCCUU